GCUACAGCCCUGGGCAGCGGGCACUCGCAGCCUGGUUCCCCCCGAGCGGAGCUGCGGGGCCGGGCCGGGCCGGGGCGGACCCCGGGAUCCCGGACGCGGCCGCCCGGGCCCGCGGGCGGGGGGAUUGGCAGGGGACCCGCGUGGGCACAGCCACCAUGGAGUUCCGGCAGGAGGAGUUUCGGAAGCUGGCGGGGCGCGCCCUGGGGAGGCUGCACCGGUUACUGGAGAAGCGGCAGGAAGGUGCGGAGACAUUGGAGCUGAGCGCCGACGGGCGCCCAGUGACCACGCACACGCGGGACCCGCCUGUGGUGGACUGCACCUGCUUUGGCCUCCCUCGCCGCUAUAUCAUCGCCAUCAUGAGUGGUCUGGGUUUUUGCAUAAGCUUUGGCAUUCGCUGCAACCUGGGCGUGGCCAUCGUGUCCAUGGUCAACAACAGCACAACCCACCGCGGGGGCCACGUGGUGGUGCAGAAAGCCCAGUUCAACUGGGACCCAGAGACUGUCGGCCUCAUACAUGGCUCCUUUUUCUGGGGCUACAUUGUCACUCAGAUUCCUGGAGGAUUUAUCUGCCAAAAAUUCGCAGCCAACAGGGUCUUUGGCUUUGCCAUUGUGGCUACCUCCACCCUAAACAUGUUGAUCCCUUCAGCAGCCCGUGUUCACUAUGGCUGUGUCAUCUUCGUGAGGAUCCUUCAGGGAUUGGUGGAGGGGGUCACAUACCCUGCUUGCCACGGGAUCUGGAGCAAAUGGGCCCCUCCCCUAGAACGGAGCCGGCUGGCGACAACAGCCUUUUGCGGUUCCUAUGCUGGGGCAGUGGUUGCCAUGCCCCUGGCUGGGGUCCUGGUGCAGUACUCAGGAUGGAGUUCUGUCUUCUAUGUCUAUGGCAGCUUCGGGAUCUUUUGGUACUUGUUCUGGUUGCUUGUCUCCUACGAGUCACCUGCACUGCACCCCAGCAUCUCCGAGGAGGAGCGCAAAUACAUCGAGGAUGCCAUCGGAGAAAGCGCUAAGCUCAUGAACCCUGUUACGAAGUUUAACACACCCUGGAGGCGCUUCUUUACGUCCAUGCCUGUCUACGCCAUCAUCGUCGCCAACUUUUGCCGCAGCUGGACCUUCUACCUGCUCCUCAUCUCCCAGCCCGCCUACUUUGAAGAGGUGUUCGGCUUUGAGAUCAGCAAGGUGGGGCUGGUGUCGGCUCUGCCUCACCUUGUCAUGACCAUCAUCGUACCCAUCGGAGGCCAGAUCGCCGACUUUCUGCGCAGUCGUCAUAUAAUGUCCACGACCAAUGUGCGAAAGCUGAUGAACUGCGGGGGUUUCGGGAUGGAAGCCACACUGCUGCUGGUGGUCGGAUACUCACACUCCAAGGGCGUGGCCAUCUCCUUCCUGGUCCUGGCUGUGGGCUUCAGUGGCUUUGCCAUCUCUGGGUUUAACGUGAACCACUUGGACAUUGCUCCUCGAUAUGCCAGCAUCUUGAUGGGCAUUUCCAACGGCGUAGGCACACUGUCGGGGAUGGUGUGCCCCAUCAUCGUGGGCGCAAUGACAAAGCACAAGACGCGGGAGGAGUGGCAGUACGUGUUUCUCAUAGCCUCCCUGGUGCACUAUGGAGGUGUCAUCUUCUAUGGAGUCUUUGCUUCGGGAGAGAAGCAGCCGUGGGCAGAGCCGGAGGAGAUGAGCGAAGAGAAGUGUGGCUUUGUUGGCCACGACCAGCUGGCUGGCAGUGACGAAAGUGAAAUGGAAGACGAGGCUGAGCCGCCGGGGGCACCGCCCGCGCCCCCUCCUUCCUACGGGGCCACACACAGCACAGUUCAGCCUCCGAGGCCCCCACCCCCUGUCCGGGACUACUGACCACGUGCCUCCCACUGUUGGGCAGUUUCCAGGACCUCCACUCGAUACACCUCCAGCCUGAGCUGCCGUGUCGAGGAGCCCCACUCCUCUCCUGCCUCAGGCUUAAGAUGCAACUCUUCCCUUGUUCCCAGUGCUGUCCGACCAGCCCUCUUUCCUUCUCAACUGCCUCUUGCGGAGGGUGAAGCUGCACACUAGUAGUUUCAAGGAUACCCAAACACCCCUGAAAGUUGUUCUCCGCUUGUUCUGCCUGUGUGGUUUCAAAUCUUCCCUUUCAGAGCUUUAUUUGGAUGGACAGUUCAACCUCUUUCUCUCUUGUGGUUUUGAGGUUUCACCCCUUUUCCCAAGACCCCAGGGAUUCUCAGGCUACCCCGAGGUUAUUCAGGUGGUCCCCUACUCAGAAAACUUCAUGGUAGUCCUCUGUUAGUUCCAAGGCUCGUGUAACCAUUCUGCAUUUUCCAAGUUGGUUUAACCAACCAUCAAUGCCGCCAUUCCCAGGACUGAUUCUCACCAGCGUUUCUGAGGGAAAAUGGCUGUUUCAAGUGUCCCCCCCCCCCCCACUCUUUUCUUCCCUCGUCCCCUUACCAGCACACUUUACCGGGCCUUGUCCUUAGCUUAGUACAAUCAGUGUCCAGGGAAAUGGCCAAAAUGGCUACGCUCACCCUGUGCUCUUUUUCUGACUCAGUUUUCAGGUCUCAGUAGUGGCUGCUCAAAGCUAUUAAUUGGUGGUUCGAGGCCACCUCUUCCUUCCUGUGGUGGUUUCAGGACCUCCCUUUCUUCCCCAAAUCCUUGCACUUUAUUCUCCUGGGUGGUUCCAGACUGCCCCCAGUUUCUCAGUGGCCAUUUGUUGUGUCCCUCAGGGGCUAAACGAUUCCAAAUCUGGGGUGCUUCCCCUCAUAGACACCCCUCUUUUAACGUAGAAAUCUGGGGAGGGGGGAGUAUGUGAGAGAAGUUACAGAAUCCCAGGAAAGGGAGCGGGGCUGGGAGAAGAGGGUUGUUCCUGGGGCAGGGUCGUGUCUUGGUGUCUGUCUCUGUGACGUAAAUCCUGCCCUGCCCCACCCCACUCCCAAUAAACGCUUUGGUGUAC
Messenger RNA from Grammomys surdaster, 2922 nucleotides. It is a transcript of the gene Slc17a7, whose product is annotated as solute carrier family 17 member 7. Gene Ontology annotation, biological process: transmembrane transport; neurotransmitter loading into synaptic vesicle; regulation of synapse structure or activity. Gene Ontology annotation, cellular component: excitatory synapse; synaptic vesicle membrane. NCBI's taxonomy places the organism in Eukaryota, Metazoa, Chordata, Mammalia, Rodentia, Muridae. The record is from RefSeq and is a predicted model, not a curated record. The coding region runs from base 156 to 1838 and encodes 560 amino acids. Gene Ontology annotation, molecular function: L-glutamate transmembrane transporter activity; neurotransmitter transmembrane transporter activity. The transcript has 12 exons.